GAGGGGAGGAUGGAGGGAGAGAGGGAGGGGAGGAUUAGCGCAGCGUCGGUGCCUAGUGUCCUUUUUAGACUACAACAAACACAAGAGUGAUUGAGAGAAAAGCGAACAAGGCAGAAACCCAUUUGCACCUGCUCGUCCUCGUCGGCCAGUGUCAGCAUCUCUCCGAGCUCUCCAUCUCUCCAUCCAUCCAUCCAUCCAGACCCCGACGUCCAAGCAUGUCUCUGUCCGGCUCGCAGACACCAGAGGACGGACUCUACGGCUCCUGGGUCGAGCUGGAGGAGCUGAUUGCAGCUGUGAGCCGCAGGGAGAGUCUGACAGGGCCACAGGACAGCAUCUCCUCCGCCCUGCAGGGGGAGCUGGAGAGGAUCCUUCUGGAGGCACAGCUGGAGUGUGAGAGGAGUAGAGACAGUCCUCCGCAAGCGGGGACUCCACAGUCCACUGGUUCCCCAAGACCCACUAGUGAGCAGGACAGUGACUGUAUCACCAUACAGGAGGAAGCUGAGCGGCGGGUGGACACUGACUGGGUGUGGGACUGGUCCAGUAGACCCGAAAAUAUGCCCCCAAAAGAGUUUGUGUUUCAGCACCCGAAGCAGCAGGGCUCCCUCAGCGUGAGGAAGACGGAGGUGAUGAAGAGAGGAAUCUUCUCCUCCGAUGUUCUCCUCAUCCUUGUUCCCUCUCUGCUGGCUUCACACCUGCUCACACUUGGAGUCGGGAUCUACAUAGGAAAGCGAUUGGCUGCUUCCACAACUAGCACGCUGUGACGUCGGCCGUAGCCCAGUGCCCCAUUCGCUAACAGUCUGUCCAAUAAGGUCAGACUGUUACUGCACUAAUUUGCCUCCUUCCUUCUCCUUCGUCAUUGGGCAACCUUAGGACCCUGCCUGUCUGUACCUCUGUCUCUCUGUUCAUCUGUCUACCCAGCAGCACUCUGCCAGUCUGUCUCUCUGUCAGUCUGCGCAUGUCGUAGGGCCUUGAGAGCGGACGGAUGCCGACCAAUGAGUCAGACUGAGGUCACUUUUACUCCCCCGGAGAGUAACACUGAUCUCAACCAGCUAAAGCAUAAUCAGAGAGGAGAGAUUGCCCAGAUACAAGAGAAAGGAGCGAAAGAGAGUUUUACCCAGCUAGAACAAUAAAUCCCUUUGAUAGGAGGAGAUGAAAAUGGUUAUUUGGGAACAGUGUGUUCGGAUGAAAUGAGAAAGAUAAUAUGUUGUAGCCUUUCGCCCAACCUUUGAAAAAGCAAAAUGUCUGUCAUUUGUCAAAAGUAAUGACCCUCUGUAACACUGAGCUGCUGAAAGUGGUUCUUGGGUUUUUUUCUGCUCUGAUGGUGUAUCCAAUGUAGAGAGUUUUAGUUGGCUGAGUGAAUGUAGAAGUGGCUCUGGUUGUGCUUUUUGUCCCGUAAACCAAUUAAAUAUUUGACGUCCGACAAAGACAAUCAUGAUCCCAUUAAACUUCACUCCUC
Molecule: messenger RNA, 1456 nt
Organism: Epinephelus fuscoguttatus (brown-marbled grouper)
Lineage: Eukaryota; Metazoa; Chordata; Actinopteri; Perciformes; Serranidae
Exons: 6
Coding region: 216-761 (181 amino acids)
Biological process (GO): positive regulation of apoptotic process; mitochondrial outer membrane permeabilization
Cellular component (GO): mitochondrial envelope; nucleus; mitochondrial outer membrane
Source: RefSeq, a predicted model, not a curated record